Messenger RNA from Monodelphis domestica (gray short-tailed opossum), 1123 nucleotides. Its product is annotated as ferritin heavy chain-like. Gene Ontology annotation, molecular function: ferric iron binding; ferrous iron binding. The record is from RefSeq and is a predicted model, not a curated record. Lineage: Eukaryota; Metazoa; Chordata; Mammalia; Didelphimorphia; Didelphidae. Gene Ontology annotation, cellular component: cytoplasm. Gene Ontology annotation, biological process: iron ion transport; intracellular iron ion homeostasis.
GUUCUUUGGAGCUGUUAAAGCGCCCGCGUCAGUGGCCCUGGCGUCGUCCAGCGGAAGAUGGCGGCGGAGGCGGUGACCUUGACCAUCAGCCGUUUUCUGGGCCGCAGCCUCAGGGCAGGCCGGGGCCUCCCUGUGGUUGCCAGGUGUUUUGGAGGGCAGAUCAAGCCCACAGGGGAAAAAAUUACGGGCUCCGGCCAGGUUUGUGAUGAAGAAAACUACAGGAGGAUUCACGUUGUUAGUCGUCAGAAACAGUUCUUCCUCUGGAGGUGGACAUACCCAAGUCAUUCUUCAAGCCAUAUUUCUGUUGCUGUGUAUAACGUUCUUCACUCUGCACAAUUUCACCGUCCAGGAGCCAUCACAGCUGCCAACGGCUGGCCGCCUCCGCCUCAGCUCUCUUUCUUCACCACCUCCUCCUCCGCCUCAGCCGAGACCCCCUCGUCAACCUCCCAGGUGCGUCAGAACUUCCACCAGGGCUCCGAGGCCGCCAUCAACAAGCAGAUCAACCUGGAGCUCUACGCCUCCUAUGUGUACCUGUCCAUGGCUUACUACUUCGACCGAGAUGACGUGGCGUUGAAGAACUUUAGCAAGUAUUUCCUACACCAGGCCCAGGAGGAGAGGAAGCAUGCUGAGAAGCUGAUGAAGUUUCAGAACCAACGAGGCGGCCGGAUCUUCUUUCAGGACAUCAAGAAACCGGACAGGGAUGACUGGGAGAGUGGCCUGAAGGCAAUGGAGUGCGCACUGAAUUUGGAAAAAAAUGUCAAUGAGUCCUUACUGGAAUUGCACAAGCUGGCAGGUGCCGAAAAAGACCCCCAUUUAUGUGAUUUCAUUGAAACCCAUUACCUGGAUGAACAGGUAAAGUCCAUCAAACAAAUAGGGGAGCACGUAACCAACCUGCGCAAAAUGGGGGCCCCCGAUUCUGGCAUCGCAGAAUAUCUUUUUGACAAGCACACCCUCGGAGACAGUGACAACGAGACCUAAGUCUUCACCUGGUCUCCACAACUGGGAACUGUGGGUGGGAGCCCUACUGUCUUUCAGCCUGUGCAUAUUAUUUUGGGUAUUUGAUCUUUUCAUAAAUCUGUACUCAAAUCUAACAUUUACAUCCAAUAAAGUAACUUGGAACUGA